UUUGCGCCGGAAGUGACGUCAUGCCCUGUCUGUCCUCUAGUUGACGUCGCGCGGCUGCAGCAGGCAGCGAGCAGUGUGUGCUGUGGUCUUCUGUCGUCUCGUGGCAGACCAUGGCUGGGACCCUCGCGCGUAAAGCCGUGGAUCAUCUCCGCAGUAGAGAGUUCAGAGAGUACCUCAUGAGGUCACAUUUCUGGGGUCCGGUGGCCAACUGGGGCCUGCCCAUCGCUGCCAUCAGCGACAUGAAGAAGAGUCCAGAGAUCAUCAGCGGCAGAAUGACCUUCGCGCUCACCUGCUACUCGCUGCUCUUCAUGCGCUUCGCCUACAAGGUCCAGCCCAGAAACUGGCUUCUGUUCACCUGCCACUUCACCAAUGAAGCAGCUCAGCUCGUUCAGGGCAGCAGACUCAUCAAAUACAACAUGGAGAAGAAGAUGGCCAAGUGAUAAAGGCUUAGGUGCACAACCUGUACUGCAAGCAACAUCUGGUCUGUUCCAACACAAUGAAUAAAUAAUCGUUCAUAAACAUACAUGAUUGGUUUUAUGAUGUUUCCUCUCUGUUACACAUAUAACAUUUUAUGACAAGGCUACGGUUUUUUAUGUAAUGUAGAAAUAUUUGAUUAAUAUAUUUCCAUACAUAAUGCGAUCAGUAUGUGUGUUGAAAAUGAAUAUGGAGAAAAUAAAACAUGUGAUAAUG
Messenger RNA from Cyprinus carpio (common carp), 690 nucleotides. RefSeq names its product mitochondrial pyruvate carrier 1 (gene mpc1). Lineage: Eukaryota; Metazoa; Chordata; Actinopteri; Cypriniformes; Cyprinidae. Gene Ontology annotation, cellular component: mitochondrial inner membrane. Gene Ontology annotation, biological process: pyruvate import into mitochondria. The record is from RefSeq and is a predicted model, not a curated record.